Messenger RNA from Drosophila bipectinata, 2174 nucleotides. RefSeq names its product gastrula zinc finger protein XlCGF57.1. The record is from RefSeq and is a predicted model, not a curated record. Gene Ontology annotation, cellular component: chromosome. Gene Ontology annotation, molecular function: chromatin insulator sequence binding. NCBI's taxonomy places the organism in Eukaryota, Metazoa, Arthropoda, Insecta, Diptera, Drosophilidae. Gene Ontology annotation, biological process: regulation of transcription by RNA polymerase II.
AAAAAAAAAUAGUUAUAACAGCUAAAUAACCAUUCAACCCAAAAUGGUGCGCAGUCGUCGCAGUUUGUCCAAGGAGGAUGCCGUCUCCCUGCAUACAGACAGUGGGAUCUCGCUCUCCUCGCCCCCCACGGAUCGAUGUUCUUCCCCGGUUCUUGUUACACCAUCGGCCAUCAAGCGGCGGAAGAGCAGCUUGGCCAGUUUGCGGGACACCUGUGCGGAUGAGGACGAAGAAGGUGCUGGCGAGCAGGACUUAAAAGAUGCCGACUACAUCCAGCCUCCGCCAAAGAAGGCUAUCCGCGGAAAGCCAGAAGCCGUAAAACGGAAGCACCACGUCUGCAGCCUCUGUUCCAAGGAAUUUGGCGGCAAAACGGACUUGCAGCGCCACAUGCUCAUCCACUCGGACGAGCGGCCGCACAAGUGCUCCGUCUGCGGGAAGAGCUACCGCCAGGCGGUCAACCUGAAGAACCAUAUCACCACCGCUCACGAGCACCGCAAACAGUUCGCUUGCCCCCAGUGCCCCAAGUCUUUUGCCCUGAAAGAACGCCUGCGCCUCCACAUGCGACUCCACUCCGGCGAGAAGCCCUAUCCGUGUGCCCUAUGCGACAAAAAGUUUGCCAGAGGUGGACAGCUUCAGCAACAUAUGGUUUCGCAUCACAAGACCAGUAUUCAGCAAUUCAAUUGCACCAAGUGCUCGGCCAGCUUCUCCACGAACGCCAAUCUUCGGGUCCACAUGGAAAGGCAUGAGCAGGGCAUGGAGCAUCGAUGCCAAGUCUGCGAUAGCCAGUUUGCGAACGAGUUGGCCCUGCGUGCCCACAUCAACCAGGAACACCACAAGCUCACGCAGCUGGACUGUGAGGUCUGCCACAAGGCUAUCGAACCGGAUGAGGAUCUUGCCAGUCAUAUGCAAAAGCACGCAGCGGUCAAAACGCAUGUGUGCGAAGUCUGCAAUUCCUAUUUUACCCAAAAAAGCCAGUAUAAUGUCCACAUGCGAAUGCACACGGGAGAGCGACCGUACCAGUGCAGGAUCUGCCAUCAGACGUUUGCCCACUCCAGCGUUUUAAAGCUGCAUAUCCGCAAGCACACUGGCGAGAAACCAUUUCGCUGUCAGCUGUGCGAGGACGAAGUAGCCUUCUCCCAACUGGCGCACCUCAAGAACCACAUGAAGAAGAUCCACAAGCAGCAGAAGCCGUACAUGUGCGAAGGCUGCCACGAGUUCUUUAAGAUCAAGGUGGAGCUACAGGCCCAUGCUGAGCAAUGCGCCAAAUGCCCUGGAAGUGGAGGCGAUUCGGUAGAUCCGCAGUCCGAUGAUUCGCUGGUACUCUCCAGAAUCCGCUUCAAUAUGGCGGUGGUGUUGAAGAAGAUAAGCUCGGCCCAGAAGCUGCGCCAGUUGGGUUAUGAAAAGCGGCUGAUUGAUAACGUGGUCAUAGCCUCUCUGAAGCUGGCCCAACGAACCACGCACGACGACGUCAAGCUGACACCACUGGCAAGGUUACGCCUGAAUGUUGAGGAGUUCCUCAAAUGGAUUGUGCCGGCACCCACAAUGAAGAAAUUCAGCGAAGAGAUGCUGUCCGUUGACACCAUUCUCGAUAAGAUUGCGACCAUGUAUAUGAAGCAGAAGUAGAAACCAGGACGUUGCUAGCCAACCAAAUCGCGAGAGUGCCAUAGAAGGAUUCGUAGAACUAGUUCUUGCCAUUUAGUUUAGAUUUUGUAAGCCCAAAGUUGAAAACCAACCCAAAGAUGUAUACUUUUUAGUUCCGAACCUUAGUCACAAUUGUGCUGCUACCAAAAACGAAACUUAUUUGAAAUAUUUGUACUAGUUUUAAGUUAGAACCAAAACCAACCAACUAUCAAAAAAUAUGGAGUUAAACUUUAUUUCGAUAUGCAAUACAUUAUUUAAUAAGUUGAAGGACAGACUUCCGCCAAUAUUCUUUCGUAUUAAGUCUUGCCAGAGCGGAGGAUUACCCUAGUAUUGAUCUAAUAGCUCAAGUACAAUUCAAAUCAUUGUGGCCAUGCAAAUAUAACGAAUGUGCUUAAUGCAUUUAGCUUGCCGUUCUUCUCCCAACCUCUAACCUCUUCCCUCUAGACUCUAGACUAACUCGAAAAUGUACAAGAAAUUGUGUAAAAAAGUGCAAACCCAUGUGUACAACAAAAUAAAUGAAACGUUAAUCAAAAAA